AUGGCGCCAAAUUCAGCGUCUGAUGCGGACUACUUCAGGGACAGGGCUCGCAAGGACCUGUUGGCUCUCCUGGAAGGCGUCCGCGGUAAGAAAAAUGUGGUCAUAAGCCAAGAUCUGGCUGGUCCGGUCGGGCUUUUUGUCAAGUUCUCGCUGCUCCAGGAGUAUGGCGUAGACCGAGUCUUCCUGCUGGAAAAUGCCAAUGUGGACUCAUCGCAGCGCAAUGUUAUAUUCCUAGUUCAUGCUGAAAAGGCACGCCACGUGCGGACGGUGGCAGAGCAAAUCAAGCGCUUGCAAAGGAACGGAAAUGUGGAGCAUGAGUUCUUCAUCUUUUGGGUUCCCAGACGGACCCUCGUAAGCAACUCCAUCCUCGAGGAGGCCGGUAUCAUCGGGGAUGUGAACGUCUUAGAGUUCCCUUUGUAUUUCAUGCCUCUGGAGGAGGAUGUUCUGUCCUUGGAGUUGGACAGUUCCUUUGGUGAUCUCUACUUGAAUAAAGAUCCCGGGUGUAUUUUCCAAUCUGCAAAGGCUCUCAUGGAUAUCCAACAGAGACAUGGCUACUUCCCCCGAAUAAUUGGUAAGGGUGACAAUGCUCGGCGGCUGGCAGACCUACUGUUACGCAUGAGAAGGGAGCUCGAUGCCGAAGAAAGCUCAGGCCUCAAUGGUCUCCCUGCGAGGGGGCUUAUGCCCAGUGCUAGCACUGAAAGUUUGAUCAUUAUCGACCGUGAAGUAGACUUUGGCACAGCUCUCCUUACCCAGCUAACCUACGAGGGACUAAUCGACGAAACCGUCGGUAUCAAACACAACCAAGCAGAUGUCGAUACUACCAUUGUCGGGCCUGGCGCCGCCCAGGAAUCCUCCAAAGCCCCUCAACAACAGACCUCAAAACAGGGCCAGAAACGCAAAAUCCAACUAGACGACUCCGACCAGCUCUUUAGCCAACUGCGCGAUGCAAAUUUCGCCAUAGUAGGCGACAUCCUAAACAAAGUGGCCCGGCGGCUAGAAAGCGAGUACGAAAGCCGCCACACAGCCAAAACUACCACACAACUCCGCGAGUUCGUGAACAAACUCCCUACUUAUCAACUAGAACACCAAAGUCUCCGAGUACACACCAACCUCGCAGAGGAAAUCAUGCGAGUCACCCGCUCAGACAUAUUCCGCAAAGUCCUAGAAGUCCAGCAGAACAAUGCCGCAGGCGCUGAUGCAACCUAUCAACACGAUUCUAUCGAAGAGCUCAUCGCUCGGGAUGCACCUUUAAAGACCAUCCUUCGUCUACUUUGUCUGGAGUCUUGCAUGUCCGGGGGUCUUCGUGCCCGUGAUCUCGAGAACUUCAAGAAGCAGGUCGUCCAGGCAUACGGGUACCAGCACCUACUCACCUUCGAUGCUUUGGAGAAAAUGGAGCUUCUACAGCCACGCUCUUCCGCAACGACCAUGCUCCUCCCCACCACUGGCACCGCGCAGGCAGGCCUUAAGACCAACUACAGCUAUCUCCGCAAGAACCUCCGCCUUGUCAUCGAGGAAGUCAGCGAGAAGGAACCUGAAGAUAUCUCCUACGUCUACAGCGGCUUCGCACCCCUCAGCAUCCGACUGGUCCAAUGCGUCCUGCAGAAACCAUACAUCCUCGCCCUGACCAAAGGCAGUUCAGCACCUGCUUCCACAAACACGAACGCCGCCAGCACAACAUCUCCCGGUUGGCUCGGCUUCGAAGACGUGGUCAAGAGCGCCCGUGGAGCAACAUUCAGCAUUGUCCAGAAGGGAGACGACAAGGCUGUUCGUGCGCGGCAGACAAUCAGCGGCAACAACGCGAUUAAGACCGUGUAUGUGUACUUUCUGGGUGGGAUCACGUUUACGGAGAUUGCGGCGUUACGGUUCAUCGCUGCGCAGGAGGCGCUUAGGAGGAAGAUUGUGAUUUGUACGACGGGGCUUGUUAAUGGGGAUCGGAUGAUGGAUGCUGCUAUUGCGAAGGGGGGAUUUGCGAAGGAGGAAUAG
Molecule: messenger RNA, 1983 nt
Organism: Aspergillus ruber CBS 135680
Lineage: Eukaryota; Fungi; Ascomycota; Eurotiomycetes; Eurotiales; Aspergillaceae
Product: Sec1 family protein
Exons: 4
Coding region: 1-1983 (660 amino acids)
Biological process (GO): vesicle-mediated transport; intracellular protein transport
Cellular component (GO): fungal-type vacuole; CORVET complex
Source: RefSeq, a predicted model, not a curated record